Messenger RNA from Paramecium octaurelia, 327 nucleotides. The record is from the annotation of a GenBank genome assembly. Lineage: Eukaryota; Ciliophora; Oligohymenophorea; Peniculida; Parameciidae.
AUGGAAUUGUAAUAAAUGGAUGAAAUGUAGAAUUAGUUUUAGCAAAUUUCAGUUGAUAUAGAGUACCUGUAAACUAUAGAAGCUUUUAAAACUGCUAAAAAGAUAAUAACUAACUUUAAGACAGAGAAUUAAAUUCAAUUGGAGUCACCAAAAAUUGAAAAUAAUACAGUAAAUUUUAUAUAAAUUUAGAAAACAUUUAGUUUAAGUACACUUUGUAAAGAUCAUAAAAAGGAAGUAAUUUUGAUUGAUAUUGAUUCGGAGAAUAUAUAAACAGAAAAAAGAUUAGCUUGCGUUCAAUGUAUAAGUAAUGGGAGUUCAAAAAAUUGA